Molecule: messenger RNA, 2217 nt
Organism: Papilio machaon (common yellow swallowtail)
Lineage: Eukaryota; Metazoa; Arthropoda; Insecta; Lepidoptera; Papilionidae
Product: WD repeat-containing protein 26
Exons: 9
Coding region: 503-2167 (554 amino acids)
Biological process (GO): proteasome-mediated ubiquitin-dependent protein catabolic process
Cellular component (GO): GID complex
Molecular function (GO): protein binding
Source: RefSeq, a predicted model, not a curated record
UCCCGAUGUGCGACGGAAUAACAAACGAUAAAACGAACGUCAUCUAAAUCGGAAAGGAAGGGCGAUGUUGCACAUAGACAGCUGUCGUUUCAUUUUCAGCUGAUUUUUGUAUACGCUAGAGAUCAUUGUGAACCUGAGUACAUAUCUUAGCACUGUGUUGAGUUACUGCAUCAAUUUCAGAGCAAUCUUUAUCGAUUGAAUAAUCUUCCUAAGCAGCAAAGCCGAACAAUAGAGAAGCGUAGUUUUGUAGGCACGAACAAAGGGAGAUGGUCCAUUGAGUUCGGGUGGUGCGUAGCGGGCGGCCGUGACGUCACAAGAGCGAAGUGUCGAGGCCGAUGCGGCGGAUGCGGAGAGUGCGCUCGUGAUCUCGGCGCUACGGGGAGCGCGGCGAGCACGCGCAGCCGAGAGGGCCAGCCUGGCCUCCAGUGAGUCGGGCGACGAGGGCGCAGGCCAGCGGCCGCCGCGCAAGCGCACCCGCAGGCUGUCGCCGGAGCCCACGGCCAUGCACCAGCCGUGCGCCAACGGCGCGGUGGGCGCUCAGCACCAUGUCAACGGUGAUGCAGUCGCCACGAACGGCGACUUUCAGCCACCCGGGCGACGCAUGAGCCAGACGGACCAGGAGAUCGUGCGUCUGAUCGGCCAACACUUGCUCUCCAUUGGAUUGGAGCGGAGCGCGGCGCUGCUGAUGGAAGAAUCGGGACUGCACCUGGAGCACCCGGCGGCCGCUACCUUCCGACAGCACGUGCUGGCCGGCGACUGGCUCAAGGCGGAUCACGACCUUCGCGCUCUGCACGAUCUGCUGCAGGAUUCGCCGCACGUCGACCCCCAUAACCUCGCCGAGAUGAAGUUCGUGGUAUUGGAGCAGAAGUACCUGGAACACCUGGAGGGCGGGCGCGUGCUGGACGCGCUGCACGUGCUGCGCAACGAGCUGACCCCGCUGCAGCACGACACGGCGCGCGUGCACCGCCUCUCCGCCCUCAUGAUGUGCGCCGACGCGGCAGAGCUGCAGGCGCGCGCGCGCUGGCCCGGCGCCGGGCCGCUCUCGCGCUCCGCCGUGCUGGCGCGCGUGCAGGCCGUGCUGCCGCCGGCCCUCAUGAUGGCGCCGGGCCGGCUGCGCGCGCUGCUGGCGCAGGCGGCGGCCCAGCAGGCGUCGCGCUGCCGCUUUCACGCCGCGCCUCGCCCCGCGCCCCACGCCACGCACAUCCCCUUCACACUGUUGGCCGACCACCAUUGCUCGCCCGACCACUUUCCCAUACACCAGCUCCAGGUGCUGAACGAGCACUGCGACGAGGUGUGGUACUGCAAGUGGUCCCCCGACGGCUCAAAGCUGGCCUCGGGCUCCAAGGACAACACCGUCAUGAUAUGGGACUUCGACCCCGUCGCCAAGCGCCUCACCUUCAGGAAGUCGUUCGAGGGGCACUCGUUCGGCGUCUCGUUCCUGGCCUGGAGCCCCGACGGUCGCUACCUGCUCUCGGCCGGCCACGAGGACUGCCCCGAUAUCUGGAUCUGGAACAUGGAGACUGAGCGGCUGCACGUGAAGAUGUCGCACUCGACGGAGGACUCGCUGACGGCGGCGGCGUGGCACGCCUCCUCCGACAAGUUCGUGUGCGGCGGCGCGCGGGGACAGUUCUACCACUGCUCCGCUGACGGCGUGCUGCUCAACAGCUGGGACGGCGUGCGCGUCAACGCGCUGGCCUGCCGCAGCGACGGCCGCAGCGUGUUGGCCGCCGACACACACCACCGCGUGCGACAGUACGACUUCACCGAGCUCGCGGACCGCAACGUGAUCCAGGAGGAGCACGCGGUGAUGGCGAUGACGCUGAACGCCGCCGACACUCUGCUGCUGCUCAACGUCGCCAACCAGGGCGUGCACCUCUGGGACAUACGGGCCCGCGCGCUGGUGCGGCGCUUCCGCGGCCUCAGCCAGGGACAUUUCACCAUACACGCGUGUUUCGGCGGCGCGCAGCAGGACUUCAUCGCCUCGGGCAGCGAGGACAACAAGGUAUAUAUCUGGCACAUAAACGGCGAGGAGCCGAUCGCGGUGGUGUCGGGGCACACGCGCUGCGUCAACGCGGUCUCCUGGAACCCCGUGCAUCAUGACGUCAUCGUCUCCGCCUCCGACGACUUCAGCCUGCGCCUGUGGGGUCCGCGCGACCCCCGCUCCUAGCUGGCGCGCCGCGUGCCCCGCGCACGCUGCCCCGCGACCCCGCCCCCGAC